Molecule: messenger RNA, 2727 nt
Organism: Prunus armeniaca (apricot)
Lineage: Eukaryota; Viridiplantae; Streptophyta; Magnoliopsida; Rosales; Rosaceae
Source: the annotation of a GenBank genome assembly
AUGGUGGCAAUGGCAAUCCCAAGAACUUUCUCUGAAUGCUUUGAUUCACAUAAAGUAAAGCAAUAUUUUCAAUUUCAUGGCAUUGAUUUUUCAGAUGCUGGCCCUCCACGAUUUCCUUAUGUCGAAGCAGUUGAUGAGGUUCCAGAUGAAUAUUUUGAUGAUAUUUUUAAUCAAGCUUCACAAAUUUCCUUUGAAGGUGGACAAGAAGUGGGUAAUGACAACAUGGGAACAAUAGAAGUGCCUGUGUAUGGACAUAAUAUUGACAAUGAAGAUAGGAUAAAGGUACCUGUCAAUGUUGAUGAUGAAGAGGAUAGUGAAGAAGACUGUGACGUUGAUGGUAGGAGGAGAGUAAGAGAUCUUCAAGACAGUGGUGAUGAAUCAGAUAAAGAAAUAUAUGAAAGUGAUAAUGAUGCUGCCAUUGAUGACAACAACCUGUUUGAUGGAAAUAUGCAAUCCAGUUUUGGGAGAGUAGGAAAUACCUAUCUACCUAAGGAUUUUGUGGCUUUUGAUCAUGAAGAAGACUCGGAUACAAACUCAGAAAAAGCUUUCAACUCACCUAACCACUCUUCAGAUGAGGAUGGUGAAAUGAAGAGGAAGUAUCCAGAGUUCUGUAAGUCUGAUUUGAAUAAUCCCAAGCUUGAGAAAGGAAUGUUAUUUGGAAGCAAGGAGAUCUUGAAGACAGCUGUUAAGAAUUAUGCAGUGAUGGGAAAUUAUUCAAUAAAAUUUGUCAAAAAUGAUAAGAGGAGGAUCACUGCAAGAUGUACAAACUGCACUUGGAUGCUUCAUGCUUCAUAUAUGCAACUAGAGGAAACGUUGCAGAUCAAGACCUUUAUUGAUAAACACAUUUGCGUCCGAAAUCCUACUAACCCACAUGUCAAUUGUGUAUACAUAGCUCAAAAGUAUAUAGAUCGUAUCAUGGAUGAGCCUGAUAUUACGAUUAAAAAUCUUAAGAAGGCAGUGAAGAGGGACUUAGGAUAUAAUGUUUCAGAUAGCCAAUGUUCUAGAGCUAAGAGGAAAGCCAAAAAAAUAAUAGAAGGGACUUACAUGGAGCAAUACUCAAGGCUGUGGGAGUAUUGUGAUGAGGUGAAAGCAACAAAUGUGGGAAGCACAAUGAAGAUAAGGGUGGAGCCUCCUCCGCACUUGCAAAGACUUUAUGGUCCUUUUGCAGGUCAAUUACUUGUUGCAGUGGGUGUUGAUGCCAAUGAUAACAUGUACCCUAUUGCAUAUGCUGCUGUGGAGUUGGAAACUAAGGAGACAUGGAGCUGGUUUUUGGAGUUGCUAAUGGAUGAUCUUGGUCCUGUAGAAGACCAUGGAUGGAUAUUCAUAUCAGACCAACAAAAGGGGUUGGACAAAGCCUUUGAUAUUGUUGUGCCUCAAGCCCAACAUAGGUGGUGUGUUAGGCAUAUGUAUGGGAACUUCAAGGAAAAGUAUAAGGGCAAGGGUUUGAAAGAUCUUUUAUGGAGUGCAGCUAGGGCUCCCGAUUGCCAUGACUUUGAGGUUGAGAUGAAUAAGCUGAAAGAGAUGGAUGGUGAUGCUUAUAAUUGGUUGAUGGGGAAAGAUCUAAAUAAGUGGGCUAGACAUAGCUACAUCUUGGGUGCCCGAGAUAAACCUAUAUUGACCAUGCUAGAAAUGAUAAGGUGUAACCUAAUGAAAAGGUUAGAAGUGAAGAGGAUUGCUAUGGCAAAACAUGAGGGGGUCAUUUGCCCUAAAAUUCAAAAGAAAUUGGAGAAGAUAAAGAUGCAUUCGGCUAGGAAUUGUAUGCCAACAGCAGCUGGAGCAUUUGAAUAUCAAGUGGGAGAGUACUUACAUGAUCAACAUGUGGUAAAUAUAGCAUUGAAGACAUGCUCUUGUAUGAGAUGGGAUCUUAAUGGUAUCCCUUGCAUUCAUGCCGUUGCUGCCAUAUAUCUUUAUAGGGGUUGUCCAGAAGAUUAUGUAGCUUCAUGCUAUCUUAAGGACACUUAUUUGAAGGCUUAUGAGCCAAUGAUUCAUCCAGUGAAGGGCUUUAACAUGUGGCCAAAGUCAAAUCAAAUACAACUCUUACCUCCAAUUGUUAGAAAACAACCGGGGAGACCAAAAAGGAGUAGGAAAAAGGACCCUGAAAUGGAGAAGGUUGUUGAUACCAGUGGUACUAAACUCAAGAGAAAAGGCACUGUCACAUGUACCAAGUGUUGGAAAAAAGGCCACAACAAAAGGAAUUGCUCUAAUCAGCCCCAAGACCCUCCACCUGGAACCUAUAUUGAUAAAAGAUGGGGACUUCCAGCUUCUUUGAAGAAAAGGAGAAGUAAUGGUGCUACAGAUGUGGCCUCCUUUUCUCCUAUGCCAACUCAAGAGAAUGUGCACACCACUCUGAUGCAAAGACAAAAGCUUCCUAUUAGGAAGGGUUAUGUAAAUGCUCCAAAUGCACCAAGGCCAACUCCUCUUGUGCCCACUUCAAGACCAACUCCUCUUAUGCCCACUCCAAGACCAACUCCUCUAUUUAUACCCACUCCAAGGCCUAUUCCUAAUAUGCAAAUUGGAAGUUUAAGCUCUGUGAAUCAAAGACAAAUUGGCGGUGCAAGAUCAAUGAAUACAAGACCAACUCUUAAUAUGCAAAUGGGAGGUGCUAGUUCUGUGAAUCCAAGGCAUAUGGGAGUUAGCAUUAGGCCUCCACUAUCAAGGCAAAUGGGAGGUUCAAGUGCCCGAUGGAACCCACCAGGAAAAGCAACAAACAAUAAAAAUUCCAAGUGA